AGCCCCCCCUCCCCCGUCCGCCUCCGCCACCGCUCCGGCAGCCGACCAUGGAGAACCUCUUCAUGCAGGUCUUCGAGCGCCGGGACUGGGUCACCGGGCAGAUGCGGCAGCAGGUCGACUCCUACGCCGAGUCCCUCGCCUGCGCCUUCCUCGCCGCCGGCCACCGCCCCCCGCCGUGGCUCCUCCCCUCCUGCGCCGCCGGCCCGCAAGAGCUAAAUGGUAAACCAAUUGUUCCGGGGUUACUUUUCUCUGGAAGCCAGAUUACUACACCAGCAACCAACAGAACUGUAUUUCAGCCACCAGCUGUUCCUAGUAUUUCACUAAGAAAUGUGGAGGUUCCAAAUGGAUAUGCUGGUCUGGAGACUAUUUGUGACACGGUAGAUACUAACCAACAUGAAGUGUCUCAGCAAAAGCAGGUUUCAGUUGACCAGGAGGUUGUUGAGGCUGGUUCUGGAAUCAACAUGUUCUCUGUGGUAAAGCGUUCCAGGUCAAGGCAGCGGCAUAUUGAAGAUCGCUCGCGUGAGAAGGGUCAAGCGACAAAUACUGGAACCAAUGAUGUUAUGCAAGACAGGAUGCAGAGGUCUGAACUUGCAACUGCGGGUUCGAACAAAACAACUGCAUCAUUAUCCUCCAAACCAUGUGGUGAUGGUGAAAACAAUGCUGGAACAAAGACCUCGUUGCCAGGUCAGGGGAAAGGUUUUUAUGCCAAUCAGGAUAGAUCAGCUGAAUUCGUUAUGUGCUGUAAAGAUGGUGAUCUUGGAAAUCAAGGAGUUCAGUUAGAUUCUUCUCAAAACCAGAUUGUCAGUUCUGAUAAUAAUGUCAAGGUUUCUGUUCAAAGUUCUUUUGGAGUGCAAGUUACAGGCAGUGUGUGCCAUGCACUCCCUGAAACUUAUCUAUCAGUUGAGCCGAAAAAACUUCAAUUCGAUGGUGUUGAAUCAGUUUGCAUGAAUCUUGCAAGUGAACAGAUGAUGCAGCAACCAGUAUGUGCCCUGGAAGGUGCCAAUCUUGAUCUUGUUGAGGCACAUCCCUUAAAUGAAGACCCAUCUUCUACCAGCUAUUCUCAAGUUCCUCGUUUUAUGGGCAGAUUAUUGCUUGAUGGUGUGGAAUCAGGAUAUUUGAACCCUUACAGUGCACCAGUGAAGCAGCAGCAGAAAAGUGCUUUGGAAUGUGCCAUUCUUGAUCUUACUGGCGUGCAUUCUAGAAAGGGGGACCAAUCUCCGACCAGCUCACUUGAAGCACCUAAUCCUACUGGCAUACUGAUUGAAAGCGAUACACUGCACACUGUAGAAGAUACUGAAAGACUAACGAGACCUGACGGUUCUUCAGAUCGAAUCAUCACUCGGAGUUCUGUGUCUUUUGAACAACAGUGCUCUGAUUCUCAUGUUUCACAUCCUCCAUACAGUGAAACUUUGCAGUCACCUACCCAACUAGCUGAUACUAGUUUUGGGGCUCCUGCAUCAUCACAAAUAUUGCCGGACAAUCUGUUAGAGGAGGCCAACAGUGAGGACAUCUCACAUUCACCUGUAAUUGAGGUGGAUAACCAAUCCUCCCAAUUGGAGUCCGCUGAAUGCCCAGAGCAGCUUCAACUUCAGACUGUAGAAGAUACUGAAAGAAUAAAGAGACCUGACAGUUCUUCAGAUCGGAUCAUCACUCGGAGUUCUGUGUCUUCCGAACAACAGUUCUCUGAUUCUCAUGUUUCACAUCCUCCAUGCAGUGAAACUUUGCAGUCACCUACCCAACUAGCUGAUACUAGUUUUGGGGCUCCUGCAUCACAAAUAUUGCCGGACAGUCUGUUAGAGGAGGCCGACAGUGAGGCCCUCUCACAUUCACCUGUAAUUGAGGUGGAUAACCAAUCCUCCCACUUGGAGUCUGCUGAAUGCCCAGAGCAGCUUCAACUUCAGACUGUAGAAGAUACUGAAAGAAUAAAGAGACCUGACAGUUCUUCAGAUCGGAUCAUCACUCGGAGUUCUGUGUCUUCCGAACAACAGUUCUCUGAUUCUCAUGUUUCACAUCCUCCAUGCAGUGAAACUUUACAGUCACCUACCCAACUAGCUGAUACUAGUUUUGGGGCUCCUGCUUCACAAAUAUUGCCGGACAGUCUGUUAGAGGAGGCCGACAGUGAGGACCUCUCACAUUCACCUGUAAAUGAUGUGGAUAACCAAUGCUCCCAAUUGGAAUCCGUUGAAUGCCAAGAGCAGAUUCAACCUCAGACUAUAGAAGAUACUGAAAGAAUGACGAGACCUGACAGUUCUUCAGAUGGGAUCAUCACUUGGAGUUCUUUGUCUUUCGAACAACAGUGCUCUGAUAGUUAUGUUUCACAUCCUCCAUACAGUGAAACUCUGCAGUCACUUACCCAACUAGCUGGUACUAGUUUUGGGGCUCAUGCGUCAUCACAAAUAUUGCUGGAUGGUCUGUUAGAGGAGGCCGACUGUGAGGACCUCUCACAUUCACCUGUAAAUGAUGUGGAUAACCACUGCUCCCAAUUGGAGUCUGUUGAAUGCCCUGAGCAGCUUCAACCUCAGACUGGUCCUUUGGAUGAUGCUUAUAAAACAAGCCUCUCCCCUUUCGAAAUACAAAGUAAUGACACACAUUCCAAUGGUUGUCCUGUUGUAAAUGUCUCUGUAUCUGAAGAAAAUGACUUAUCUCAGGAGCAACAUUUGUUGGCCAGAACAUCUUUAGAAUUCAAGGAGACCGAUGUGGAAACUCCAUUUGGCCCUGCUUCCCCGGUCACACAAAAUGAGACGCUCAAUGGGAAGGCAGCAUAUGAUGCAGUCAACUGCCAUUCAGGAAAGUUGGAUGAUGUUCAGGUAAAAUUCUCAGCUUUGACCAAAGCAUGCAACAUUUCUGUCAGCAACAAAAAAGACGAGUCUGCAGUGCCAGAAGUUAUCAGCAGUGCUUCAGUUAGAAGAACCAGCGAAAUGCACUCAACUGAAAGGAACAGUAUAACUUCGGCCGAAGAUCUGCAACAAAAUGGAACAGAACAAAAGACCUCUCUUCUUGAGAAUGUUGUUAAAGAAAAUGUUGAUUCAUGUACAGCAGAAAACGAUAAGCAGAAUUCUUCACAACCUUCUGUUCAGUAUUUCUUAGGUAGUGCAGCAUCGCAUGAGAAAAUUAAUUUGCUCAAGUCAGACAUAAGCAGUGCUGCUUGUGACCAGAAGAGGUCUGUUCAAGAUGGAGUUAAAGUAAAUGAUAGUUUGUCAUCUAAAAGAAGAAGAAUAAGGCGCCGAUCAGACUUUGACCUUUCAAGGACACCUUGCACAAAUUCAUUGUCUCUGAACCACCAAGUUGACAUUUCUGGUCCUAUGUUAACCGCGACAAAUUUCUCAGAGAAAUCCCAUCCUUCGAGUCCUUUCUUCUCAAGGAGUUCAGGAUCUUGCAAGAGCAUGUCUCUGGAGUCAGAGGGGGGAAAUGCUGCAAGUGACGUUUGUGGCGAUGGGAAUUCUUCACGGGGAAGAAGAAAUGCAACUAGCCUAUUAAAUGUUGUCCUUGAUAACUCUCCUACUGCAAGCACCAGCAGGAGUGCAUUUGAGGGAAUGGUCUUCAAAACUUCUCAAGAACAGAAACAAAAUAAGUUGGAAGUUGAGUUUAUGACGACGGCUGCUGCUUUGCCUUAUUGCUCUGGCAUCCUAUCUCAUAACGAGGAAAACUGCACACAACAGGAAGGUACUUGCUUAGAAGGUCAGGACCUAAAUGUCACUGCUGCAAGUAUGGCAGACCAGGAAAUGGCUCUUGAGACGGAUAGCUUAUCAUCUCCAAUUGCAAUAUUAAAUCAAGAAAACUAUUCUGGAAGGGAGCCAUUUACUCAAUUCCCGGGUUAUGCUUUAGAUCAACAUGGUGAACAAGCAUCUGCUCCGAAUGCACUGUUUCCUAGGAAAUUAUGUUAUGAAUCCAAUGUUAAACGUGGUAGGAAACAUAAAAGUUACGAUGCAAAUGGACAUUUGCUGCCUGGUGCUGCCAUUUCAAUGCCAGUAUUCGAGAGAUUUGAUGUUCCUGGCCAAUUUGACAGCCCAAUUAUCGGAAAAAGGUCAUUUGAGUCCUUCCAUGAUUCUCGCCAAUUAGGCACCAUCAGCUCAGAUCCUCCAAACAAGUAUAAUACCAACACAGCAAGUAGUUUGCAUCAGCUAUUGACAACCAUGCCACCAAAAAACAGCCUUAGCAUUAUGGACUCUUUCAGAUAUGGAUCGAAACUUGAUUCGUUUUUCAUUUCUGAUGACGUAGCCUCAUGGUCUUCAAAUGCUAGCAGCAGACAAGAGACUAGUGAAACUCCGUUGACUCCAUCAGUUGAAAAAUAUAGCCUCCAGAAAUUUUCAGUAAGAUCUGGAUCUGGUUCAAAACAUAUGGGUUCUAUUCCUGAACUUAAAAUCUUCCAAAUUGAUGAAGAUAACAGCAUUCUGGAAGAAGAUGAGUACCAAGACAGGACUCCUGGAUCUGUGGAUGUGAAUUACUCAUGCCAGCGGCCCUCUGAGAGAACAGCACUUAAGGAUAUUACUGGAUUAUGUCAAAACAAUGGAAAUUCUCCGUCUCUUUCGAUGAGAUGCAUGGAUAAAGGUAAAAACAUAGACUUGAGUGCAGAAUCUGUCAGUAGUGAGCUCAUUCAUCAUUCAAAUAUAAAAAAUGAUAGCAUUAAGCGAAAAUACAAUCACCCUACUUCAGUUAAGAGAGAAGGGAAAGCAUCCCGUUCUCUUCAUGGCAGAUUAGGCACGACAGAAAUAAUCAGUAGCACAAAUGGAAGACACAGGAGUGAAGUAAAUGUUGACAAACAAGGCACAACAGAACUAAAGAGCAGAAACGGAAGACACAGGAGUGAAGCCAAUGUUGACAGACAACCUAAGCCUAGCAAUAUUGUUGCCAAUGUGACAUCUUUUGUACCUCUUGUAAAACAAAAGAUGCAAUCUACAACAGUGUGCAUGAAAAAAGAUGUCAAGGUGAAGGCACUUAAGGCAGCUGAAGCUGCAAAACGUCUUGAAGAGAAGAAACAAAAAGAGCAAGAAAAACGCAAAGCGGCUGCAAAAGCAGAGCGCGAAAGACUGAAGCAAGAGAAGGAAUUAAAACAAAAACUUGAAGACGAACGGAAAAAGAAACGGGAAGUUGAUGUGGCCACUAAGAAGCGGCAGAGGGAAGAAGGAGAAAAGCGGGAAACAAUGAAAAAAAGAAAAUGCAUGGAUGAAGCUCGAAAGCAACAGAAGCAGCCUAUGGAAAGACAACGAGCCAUGAAGGAUGGGAAAGAUGCUCGUCAAAAAGUUUCUGAUAAUAUGGAGCCAAGGAAGAAUUUGGUUGAUGUAGGCAAAAACCAAGUUAAAUCUGAUGAGACUACUGAACACGCCCUUCGAUACAAGGCCAAUGAAAGUAAGGAUGAGAAAGGUGUUGUUGUAGAGGACAGGAAUGCAAGUUUUGGAUCUGAUGCUAAGGAAAAUAUCCUGAACAGUCUUGAGGAGUCCUACACAAUGACUCCAUAUAAAGAUUCUGAUGAUGAUGAUUACGACGAACAUGAACAAGAAGCAAGGCGCAGAAGGAAAUUUGUUCCUUCUUGGGCUCGGAAAGAAAACUUGGAUAACAUCUUACUAUCCAACAAAACAUUAAACCCUAGAGAAAUUUUUGCACGGAAGCUGUCCUUCAACAUACCUGAAGUCCUUCCGGCGCCCGUUCCGCAGCGCGGCUUAAGAUAGCCUUCCAUUGCAUUUGAUGAAGUAGUGGCAAUAUGUCAUUACCGUUGUUCUGCUGGCCUCCGUUUCGCCCUUGGCAGUCAGUGAUGUGUAUAAGCUGACCAGCAGUCUCUCUAUCUUUAGUAACCCGUAAGCUAGGAAGAAUGUUCUAGUAUGUAGGAGAACAUUGCUGUACCACUUGACUACUUACCUAGCAUCGAUCAUUGCUCGGCAAACUUAUUGUUUGUUUAUAACGGCUCCCGUCACAUUAUAUUUGACGCGGAUUUAGUAUGUACGUACCAGGGAA
This is a messenger RNA of Hordeum vulgare subsp. vulgare (domesticated barley), 5949 nucleotides long. RefSeq lists its product as uncharacterized. The transcript has 9 exons. NCBI's taxonomy places the organism in Eukaryota, Viridiplantae, Streptophyta, Magnoliopsida, Poales, Poaceae. The record is from RefSeq and is a predicted model, not a curated record. Bases 48 to 5666 code for a protein of 1872 amino acids.